Molecule: messenger RNA, 867 nt
Organism: Adineta ricciae
Lineage: Eukaryota; Metazoa; Rotifera; Eurotatoria; Adinetida; Adinetidae
Source: the annotation of a GenBank genome assembly
AUGAAUUGGUUAGCACGUACUAUUUGGCUUCUAUUUAAUGUAUUUUUCGGUGCACCGUCCGCAACACUCCUGUUCUUGUGGGUUGCAUGUGAUUUGCAGUUACCAUUGAUAAUUAUAGAGCCGAUUUCAUCAUAUUUACCGGCGUUCAAAACUCUAUUCAACGUUCCUUACGUUCAUAUCAAUGAAUUUUCAUCUUCAGUAUCUGCUAAACUUCUAUUUAAUGCAUUUCUAUAUGCAAUUUUCGGCACAGUACAUACAUUGUUCGCCCAAGAGUUUAUGCAGGUUAUUCUCCGACGAUUUCUAUUUCCUAAAGAAACACUUCGUACAGUCUACUGUAUCUUGACAACGAUCACAGUCAUCGUUCUUAUUGGCUUCUGGCAACACACUCAUAUACAACUUUGGAAUUGGUUACCGAGAACGAUGGACAUUUACCAACAACAACGCGUACUGUUGUUGCUAUUUUUACUAUUUUAUUCGCCAGGGUCGUAUGUAAUUAUAAAGUUUAAUCCAUUGGAAUUCUGUGGUGUCAAUCAGAUCUUCAGUAAAUCGAAAACUAGUUCAUGUCCAUAUGCAUCAUCGGAAGAAUCGGAGAAGCGUACAAGUGGAAAUGAAACAUUAGUAACCACUGGUCUUUUUCGUCUUUGUCGACAUCCACUUUAUUUUUUCACAAUCUUAGCUUGGAUAAUUACACCAGUGAUGUCACUUGAUCGACUUGCGUUCAUCGUCUAUACAUGUCUUUAUGCAUUAAUUGGUAUUCGUUUUGAGGAACGAAAAUUAGUGCAAAUAUUCGGUGAAUCUUAUGUUAGAUAUCAGCAACGUGUACCGAGUAUUAUUCCUUCUUUUAGAAGGAAAGCAAAAGAACUUUAG